AUGGACCUCAAGCUAAAGCUCAGGCCAAGCUUCUUCGUCUUCUCCUUUCUGGUUUUCACCUUUCUUCUUAAUUUUGUAUCAGCAUCUAAUCCUAAAUGCAUAUCCACCGAGCGAGAAGCUCUUCUCAGCUUCAAACAGUCACUCACUGAUCUCUCCGGUCGACUCUCUUCUUGGUCCGGACCUGACUGCUGCAGCUGGACGGGUGUUCUCUGCGACGCCCGAACCAGCCAAGUCGUCAAGAUUGAUCUCAGAAACCCGAAUCAGAUAGUUAACUCCGAUGAGUAUAAGAAAGGUUGCUUGCGGGGUAAGAUACAUCCGUCUCUGACCCGUCUCAAGUUCUUGAGCUAUCUAGACUUGAGCUCAAACGAUUUCAACGGACUGGAGAUCCCCGAGUUUAUCGGACACAUCGUGAGUCUAAAGUACCUGAAUCUUUCUUCCUCUUCGUUCUCCGGUGAAAUCCCGGCGGUUCUUGGGAAUCUGACGAAGCUGGAGUCACUUGAUCUUUACGCUGAGUCGUUUAGUGACUCUGGUACGUUUGCUUUACGCUCAAGCAACCUCGCGUGGCUUUCGGGUUUAUCUUCUUCUCUGACACACAUCAACAUGGGGUAUGUGAAUCUGAGCGGUGUCGGUGAAGCCUGGCUGGAGAGUUUCAGCAGAGUCUCGAAGCUCAAGGAGUUGCAUUUGUUCAACUGUCAGAUCAAGAACUUACCUCUCUCCUUGUCUUCCUCUGCGAACCUGAAGCUUCUUGAAGUUCUUGAUUUGUCUGAGAACUCUCUCAACUCGCCGAUACCCAACUGGCUAUUUGGUCUCACCAGCCUCAGAAAGCUAUUCCUCAGAUGGGACUUCCUCCAAGGUUCGAUUCCUUCUGGAUUCAAGAACUUAAAGCUUCUAGAGACAUUGGAUCUGUCUAACAAUCUUGGACUCCAGGGAGAGAUUCCGUCUGUUCUAGGAGAUCUUCCUCAACUGAAGUAUCUUGACCUUUCUGCAAACGAACUCAACGGCCAAAUCAAUGGGUUUCUAGACGCCUUCUCAAGAAACAAAGGCAAUAGCUUGGUCUUUCUUGAUCUCAGUUCAAACAAGUUAGCUGGGACAUUGCCUGAGUCGCUUGGAGCGUUGAGGAAACUGCAGAUUCUUGAUCUUUCAUCCAACUCCUUCACCGGAUCGGUCCCUUCCUCGAUAGGGAACAUGGCGUCACUGAAGAAACUUGAUCUUUCUUACAACGCCAUGAAUGGAGCAAUCGGAGAAGGCUUGGGGAAGUUUGAGGAGCUUGUGGAUCUGAACCUGAUGGCGAAUACAUGGGAAGGUGUUCUUCAGAAGUCUCAUUUCUUGAAUCUUAGAAGCUUGAAAACAUUCCGUCUCACAACGGAACCAAACAGAGCUCUUGUCUUAAACUUGCCAUCUUCCUGGAUCCCUCCUUUCAGACUGGACUCGAUCCAAAUCGAGAACUGCAAGAUCGGUCCCGAGUUUCCAAUGUGGCUUCAAGUGCAGACCAAACUCAACUCUGUCACACUCAGAAACACUGGAAUCGAAGACGCAAUACCGGAAAGCUGGUUCGCCAGAAUCUCUUCGGACGUGACUUACCUGGUUCUUGCAAACAACAGAAUCAAAGGGAAGCUACCUCAGAACCUUUCCUUCCCAAAGCUAAACACCAUUGACUUGAGCUCCAACAGCUUCCAAGGCUCUUUCCCUCUCUGGUCAACAAACGCAACAGAGCUUCGUCUCUACGAGAACAACUUCUCCGGUCCUCUUCCACGUAACAUCGACGUAUUGAUGCCAAGAAUGGAGAAGCUAUACCUCUUCAGUAACAGCUUCACUGGCGCAAUCCCAUCGUCUCUAUGCGAAAUCUCCGGACUGCAAAUCCUCUCUCUGAGGAAAAACCGUUUCUCCGGUAGCUUUCCGAAUUGCUGGCACCGUUCCUUCAUGUCCUGGGGGAUUGAUGUCUCUGAGAACAACUUAUCAGGCCAAAUACCGGAGUCUCUCGGUGCGUUGCGUUCUCUAAGCGUCUUGCUCCUAAACCAGAAUGCAUUGGAAGGUAAAAUCCCUGACACUCUUCAGAACUGCUCUGGACUUACAAACAUUGAUCUCGGAGGGAACAAGCUCACUGGGAAGCUUCCACCAUGGCUAAGAAAUCUGUUUUCUCUGUACAUGCUUCGUCUGCAAGGCAACUCAUUCACUGGUCCAAUCCCUGAUGAUCUCUGCAGCGUCGAGAAUCUACACAUUCUUGAUCUCUCGGGAAACAAAUUCUCUGGACCGAUUCCGAAAUGCAUCAGCAACCUCACAGCCAUUGCGCGUAGUAAGAGCUUCGAGGUGUUUCAGAAUCUUGUCUUCAUUGUGACGAGAGCUCGUGAGUACCAGGACUUAGUCUACAGCAUAAACCUUUCGGGGAACAACAUGAACGGAGAGAUACCAGGUGGAAUCUUAGGCCUCACUAACCUUCGAAUCUUGAAUUUGUCGAGGAACUCCAUCGCAGGACGCAUACCGGAGAAGAUCUCAGAGCUUGGUCGCUUGGAGACGCUUGAUCUGUCGAGAAACAAGAUUUCUGGAGCCAUUCCCCAGAGCUUGGCAGCGAUAUCUUCUCUGCAGAGGCUGAAUCUUUCGUACAAUAAACUGGAGGGAAGCAUACCGAAGCUUCUCAAGUUUCAAGAUCAGUCCAUUUACAUUGGAAAUGCAUUGCUCUGUGGGAAGCCACUUCCUAAAAAAUGUCCAAAAGACAUUAAUAGCAGAUUGUAA
Molecule: messenger RNA, 2730 nt
Organism: Microthlaspi erraticum
Lineage: Eukaryota; Viridiplantae; Streptophyta; Magnoliopsida; Brassicales; Brassicaceae
Source: the annotation of a GenBank genome assembly